AUUACGUUCUGGUUUUAUUUGCAGCGCUUUGACGUGAUUAAGCACGUUAGCAAUGUCGGGUAUGGAGGAUAUGUCCAACGAUUUUGGAACAUUUAAAGACGACAGUGCCUUUAAUGUCGAGGCUGGGGACCAUGGCGAAGAUGGCUAUGUUUUGGACCCGACGCGAUAUAUGUUUUACAGAGACAGAAAGGAGUGGGCUGACUUGGAGCCUGUUCCUCAGGAUGAUGGACCAAACCCUGUGGUCAAGAUCGCUUAUUCGGAAAAGUUCUCCGAUGUUUUUGACUAUUUCCGUGCCCUUCUAAAGCAUGAUGAAAAGAGCGAGCGAGCCUUCGCCUUGACAGCAGACGCCAUUGAGUUGAAUGCUGCUAAUUACACUGUGUGGCACUACAGGCGGGUAUUGCUACAAGCUCUGGCAAAAGACCUGAGGGAAGAAAUGUGCUACAUUACAGCCAUCAUUGAGGAUCAACCUAAAAACUACCAAGUGUGGCAUCAUAGACGUAUCGUGGUAGAGUGGUUGAACGACCCUUCAGAGGAGCUGGAGUUCAUUGCAGACAUCCUCAGCCAAGACGCAAAGAACUACCAUGCCUGGCAACACAGACAGUGGGUCAUCCAGGAGUACAAACUAUGGGACAAUGAGCUGGAGUUUGUAGAGAAUCUCCUGGAAGAAGAUGUGAGGAAUAAUUCUGCCUGGAAUCAGCGGCAUUUUGUCAUCUCAAUCACUACAGGCUUCUCUGAUCAAGCUGUUCUAGAGAGAGAGAUCCAGUACUGUCUGACCCAGAUCAAAAAGGCUUCCCACAAUGAAAGUGCAUGGAACUAUUUGAAAGGGAUGCUGCAGGACAAAGGUCUGUCGUCUCAGCCUGGCCUGCUAGAGAAAAUCCUGGAACUGAAGGAGACCCGAUGUUCCUCGUACCUUCUCGCCUUCCUCUUUGAUUGCUACGAAGACGCUUUGGAGAAUAGCAGUCAAAAAGAAAGAGCAGAGGAAAAACGGAUAGAAACCUUAAAACAAGCUCUAGCAAUUUGUCACCUUCUAGCCCAGGAGAAGGAUAGCAUCCGUAAGGAGUAUUGGCUGUUUUUGGGACGUUCUUUAAAGAGCAAAUAUGGAUCCAGUGGGCCCAGAACAGGUGACGCCGAACCUCCAUCUUCAGGGGCGGAGAAGUCUGAAAUGACCUAGAUGCACCUAGUUCACUCCACUCCCACAAAACUGGUUUGAUGAACUUAUUGCUGUAAACUGCAAUUUUGUGUAUUGCACAAUAGGCAUGUUGCUACGAGUGGCCAUGCAGUGAAGGAAAUGAGAGUGUUACUAUGUCAAGGCCUUCUUUCAAAAACAGGACAAAAAUCACUUCUGGGCCAUUAGGAUUCAUCUCGCAGCAUAUUUGUAUCUAUUAUAUUGCUCUCUAAUAGGCCUGGGCGAUAUGGCCUAAUAUAAAAUCUGAAUUUUUUCACUAACCAUUUGAUUUCCGAUUUUUUUCCCUACUUUUGAAAACAACAAUGAGUACAAAUGACAGAGAUAAUUCAAAACAAGUAGUUUGAAAUAACACACCAUACAUUGCAUCUUACUCUUAGCAAAAUUCAAAUUUGAAUAAUGUUCUCUGUAGACCAGAUAUAAAUUGUACUUUUUAUGGAAUCAUUUUCAAAGAUUUAAAUUAAGAGCUUCCCAUGGGUAGCAAUUCUUCUGUGUUGUAUACAAUACUACUCUUGACAAAAUAUAGCAAUGCACAUUGCAUGUAAAUACAUAAUAAUAUCCAAUAUUGAGAUUAAUAAUGUGCAAAUUAAAAUGUCUGUCUUGAAUAAAACAUACUGCUAAUAAAAAUGUAGUAUCAUACAUUGUAUGCAAAUAAAUAAUCAAGUAAAACAUUGAGGGGAGUAUAGUUUCAGUAAGUGGAUAAACACAGGUUUUUAUAUUCACAGAUCUUGGCGGUGUGUAGAGACUGCUUUAGUGAUCGUUCUACGCAUUGUGCUUCUUUGUCAUCAUACAUGGUAUCAUCAUACAUAACUGGUGCAAAUGAUAACACCAUAGUAAGCUGCUUUUUAGCGGGAAGUUGUUUGUUUUUAUGGUCUUAUUUGCCUUGUAUAGAGUUGUAUUUCCCGCACUGAGUUAGACGCUUCGGUCUCUGAUGCAGGAGUAAGUUUGUUGUGCUGCAGCCUUUUUUAAACAAACUUUGCACCGUGCAGAAACGUUUUGCUAUUGUUUCUGUUAGCAUUAGCCAUGUUUUGCCAGGUGUGCCGCUAAGUAAAUAAGGUGCAGGGUGGAAGCUACGGAAGCAUUUCGGGGCAAACGAUAAGCUGGAGCAAGAGGAGAAUAAAAAACAUUUUUAAUCGUUUGCAACAAAAAAAACUUGAAAAAAUCGAUAUCGCCCAGGCCUACUCUCUACAUACAUAGUAGUUUUGUUUUUAUUUGGUCGUAUUUCAUCAUGUUCCUUAGUGUUUUACUUUGCAAAAAUACAUCAUGUGAUUACUAAAAGCGCUAUUUGUGUUUUAAAAUUAUUUUACAACUGACUCAUUAAAGGUGUUGUAUGUCUACCGCUCAGAA
Nerophis lumbriciformis (worm pipefish) is the source of this 2530-nucleotide messenger RNA. It is a transcript of the gene fnta, whose product is annotated as farnesyltransferase, CAAX box, subunit alpha. The record is from RefSeq and is a predicted model, not a curated record. Gene Ontology annotation, cellular component: CAAX-protein geranylgeranyltransferase complex; cytoplasm; protein farnesyltransferase complex. Lineage: Eukaryota; Metazoa; Chordata; Actinopteri; Syngnathiformes; Syngnathidae. Gene Ontology annotation, molecular function: protein farnesyltransferase activity; CAAX-protein geranylgeranyltransferase activity. Gene Ontology annotation, biological process: protein geranylgeranylation; protein farnesylation.